AUGGCAAAACUGACAGAUGCUCUGAAAGAGGCUGCAGAGCUGGGAUGUGCUGAUGAGAAGAGCUUCAGCUCUUCGUGCACAGCUGUCUUGACGAAACUCAAGCGAGGAUUUGCGGAGGUGAAAAAAGCGCCGGAACUGCUUGAUGAGGUACCUGCAGAGAUUUCAGCAUGGCCCUUCUUCCUCCGCGUUUGUGAAAAAGCCUCCUUUGCCAAACAGGCUUGGGAAGGGACAGCUGUACUUCUCCAAGAUUCGAGGUGGAGGGCCACUUUUGCUCAACAAGAGCAGAAGUUGAGCCUAAACCUCUGGAAGGCAGGGCAGCGCGAUGUGCCUCUGGUCUUGGAGUUGUUGAAGAGACUGCCUGAGGCUGGUGACUUUUUUCCUCUGGAGCAAGUGCCAGGCAUGGACCCAGCGCUUUGCACUGCCUUGCUCGACUUUUUCCAGGAGAACGAAAACACAGAGGCCGAAGCGCUCUCCGCGGCCCUUGUGGAGCGGGCCGGUGAGGUGGAGGUGAAGCGCAAAGUGGUGGCGCCCGAGUCGAAAUCUGCUGUGGGCAAGGACGCCAACUUGCCAGUCUACGUGUGCGAGGUGGAUUUCGUUUCGGUUUCUCGCAAGUUGUGCCCUCCUGGUCGAAGCGCCGGGGCGCUCUCUUCGGGCUCGGCUUGGGGAUUGCCGCCAUUGCCAGCCUUGCAUGGCGCACAACAACUACUGAAUUUGGCGGACGUUUUGAUCCAGAAACUCUCUCCGUCGGCGAUCUUUUGCGGAUGUUUCGCGAAACUCGAGAGGUACUACACACGUGUCUCCAAAAGCAAUGCUUGUGGUGCUGGCAUCAGAGAUGUGAUGCACUUCACUGCAGUGCUCCCGGAAGUCGAUGUCAAAUACGUCAUGGAGGCGUUGACCAACCCGGGCUACACCAACUGGAAUCCAUCGCUACAUGGCGUCAUGUUUCGCCGACAUCGAAGGAUCCCUCUAGAUGCAAACCUCAAAGACACCUUCACCCUUGAGGAGCUGAAGGUGAAGGGUGGCUACAACCAUUUGGAACAAAGCAAGGACACCAUCGAUGUGGCAGCUCAGGUGUCUGAACUGAUGGUUCCCAAAGUGGUGGAGAAGGCUGCUGGGCGUCGCUACACGUCAGACUACAUCGCCAUACGCUACGAUUGCAAGGCAAACCGAGGCUUUUCCAUCGCCACAUCUGUGGGAACAGAGGCAGUAGCGAAAGCGGCUGGCGUGCGAAAGAUGCAAGACCUUUGUCUUACUUCGCUCAUGGUUGCUCCCGACAUUGGUUCCAACGACACCAUGGCAGCUCAGCUGCAGGAGAGGUUCGAACUACCGUGCUGCAGAAAGCAGGUGCUCAUGUUUGGCUUCACCGACAUUGCAAGGGCAGAGGGAGAGCUUUUGUCCAUGGGCGCACGAAUCGCUCCACAAGAAGGCGGUCCCGCCAACGUUCCCGCCGGUAGGCCUGGCCCCAGUUUUGCUCGCGCUGAGCGACUGCUCGCGCUGCACUGGCGCUGGGUUUGCGCGGAGGAAUUUUGCUUCUUCGGCGACAUGUCGAGGUUCGAGGCGGCUGCCAAAAAGGCAGCAACGACUGCUGGGGUGACAACAGCGGCGCCCAAGCCCAAAGCAGCGGCUUCAAAAGCGGCGGCUGCACUGAAACCCGGUGGCCUGCAUGCAAAGCCAAAGGCUGCGGCAGCGAAGUUGGACACCCUGGAGGACAAAAGGAAGUUCGUGAAGAUGUGGGAAAUGAAAAUUGAUGAUAAGGAUUGCGAGGUCCAAGCUGAAGCCAACAAGAAGGCAAAGAAGGACCUCGAGACGGCCUUGAAGAAACUCCAAACUGACGAGACCUAUGUCAAAGUCAAAGAGGAGAUCAAAGACAUGGAGCUUCAAGGGAAACGGGAUGCGGAGCGUGCAGCGCUGGAGCAGAAUCACGCCAAGACGGAUGCGAAGGCUGCUGCACCAAAAGCGGCGAAGAGUGCCGCACCAGUGGCUCUGGAAGCCUCUGAAGCGGUCCUAGAAGACCUGACAAGCCAGCUGCAGAGCACUGGGAAGGAUGCUGCUUCGGCAAAGGCUGCUGCAUUGGCAUCCUUGGAGAAUUUGAGCAGCGCCAGCGCUUUCGUGCUUCCACAGCUGCCUACGUUGAUAGAUCUUUUUGCAGAUAGCAAACUGGGAGCGCCAGCGCAGAAGGCUGCAAAGGCUAUAGUAAGUCAUAUCCAGCCGAAAGGGCAUGGCAUUGCAUCAGAGGUGCUACCAACACUUCUACAUGGCAUGCAGGACAAACGAUGGAAGGUGAAGGCGGCCUGCAUUGAUGUGCUUCUGCCAUGCCUCCAUCAAAUGUUUGACGCCACUCCUGCACAGCUGGCGGAAUCCCUGCCUCAGAUUCUGUCGCGCUUGGCGGAAGCGGCUCUGGAGGUUCGCGCUGAAAUUCGCAGUGCCACCAAUGCCGUUCUCCGGGAGAUUGGCAAUCUCGUGGCCAGUCCUGAGAUCAAAAAGCUCUCGCAGGACCUUGUCACUGCAUUGGCGGAGCCCACGAAUCAGAAGCAUACACAGGACGUUCUGGCCAGAAUGGGAAACCAGACUUUCAUGUCGUUGAUAGAUGCGGCAUCACUUUCGCUGCUGAUGCCCAUUGUGGUACGAGGGCUCAGGGAGCGAGAACCAGCCAGCAAGAAGUGGUCAGCCCAGAUCUUUGGCUCGACCUCCCAGUUGGUACAGAACGUCGAUUUUAUCAAGCCCUAUUUGCCCAUGGUGGCGCCCAUGCUGGAGCAAGCCUUGUUCGAUCCCGUCUCGGAGGUGAAACGGGAAGCAGCCAAGACUUUUGGGGUCAUGGAGCAAGUUCUGCCGGAAUAUUCUCAGCGAAAGCUUCUCCCAUGGCUCUUUGGAAAGCUCCGAACAGGAGAACAGGGUGAACAGAUGGGUGCUGCCUUAGCUUUAGCUGAGACCUUGCUGAAAAUGGACAAGGACUUGGCUGCCAGCUUCACCGGAGAGCUCCAAGCGGGUGCGACGGACAGCCAUUGGCCGGUGAGGAGGGGAUUCCUUGAGCUGAUGGACACGAUGCCGCAGGCUAUGAAGAUGGAUUUUGUACCGUACAUCGAGUCGCUUUUCCCGGCGAUGUUGAUGGGAAUUACAGGUGACAAAGACCAGAACGAGGACCCCGGGCAUCGGGCGGCCUUGGCGUUGGUACAGCGCUUUGGUGAUCUUUGCCCACAUAGCUUGCUGGACGGCUUCGAGGGGGCCUACUGUUGCCUUCUGCAGAACGACUCCCCCGAGGAGGCAGCGAGAAAUUCCGUGACCCGCGAGAAGACGGUGGUGCUACUGGGCAAGGUGGCUGAGAAGAUUUUGGAGCACAAGAAGUUUGGACAAGAUCUCCUUACCACUGAGGACUGCUCCAACAAAGCCACCAGGGAAAGGGUGCUGCUGUUGAUCUUCCUCGCCAGGUAUGACGGAGAUGCAUCCGUCAAGCGAGUUGCGAAUGGUCUCUGGAAGACAGCAGGUGGAGCCCCGAAAGUCCAGAAGGCCAUUAUGCCCAGCAUGACCAAGUUUUUGCAACGGCUACGUUCGGGGGAACGUGGCCCUGCUGCGCAGAAGCUGGCGCUGGAGGUGAUCGACCAGCUGGUGAAGAGUGGUGACAUGGACGCACUUGAGGGUGAAGUGCCCGAGGUCAAAAGAUGGUCCUUUCCACCGAGUCUGGACCGCGCGCCUGAAGGCACUCUGGCUGCGCUUGUUGUCCAUGGGCAAGAGCCUCAAGCAGAAGCGGAGGAGGCAGUCAACGGUCAGAAACACAUGGAUGCUGCCUCUGCUGCCAGUAAAGCUCGCGAGGUCAUCAAUAGCAACAAGCACUUGUCGAAGUUGGUCCCCUGCGUUCGUCAACACUUAGCUGCCAUUGCUGCGUCGAUUGUGGUGGAGGGCCAGAAGAACAAACAUUUCAAUGGAAGGAAGCAGAUGGCAACAAUGACGGAAGAUUUCACGACAGCAUUGACUCUGUCCAAAGAGGUGGGUGAAGCUCCUUCCUUGAACGACUUGCCCUCGAUUUCGGAAGCCGUGGUCAGAGCAGUCAUGGGGGACUCGUUUGAUGCUCAUGCAGAUGGACAAGAUGAAGAUGACGAGAUUUUGUUAAGAGUCGAGAAUCUUCUCCUGAUGUAUGGAGCCGGCCACUUGUUGCUAAAGGACACCACACUGGAGAUGCGGAAGAACUGCCGCUACGGUGUCGUAGGUCACAAUGGUGCUGGUAAGACGACCCUCAUGAAGGAGAUCGCGGCACAUCGCAUCGUUGGCAUGCCGCCGGAUCUCAAGUGCGUACAUGUGGACGACUCCAAACUUGGGGAGAUGAGCAAGAGUUACCUGAAUGUCGGCUUUGAUGAAGCGAAGCUGAACGAUCCCGUGAGCGAGCUGUCCACCGGUUGGAGGAUGCGACUCACGCUGGCGGUGUCCAUGUUGAAACACGCCGAUUUAGUCCUUUUGGACGAGCCAACGAACCAUUUGGAUGAAGAGUCCGUUCGCUGGCUCAGUGACUACAUCCUUUCUAUCACAUCUUCUUCAGUCAUGGUCAUUUCGCACGAACCCAAGUUCCUGAACAAGAUUUGCACUCACGUGGUUGCAUACGUGGACAAGAAGCUCGAAUACACUGAAGGCAAUUUCGACAUCUUCGCCCAGAAGAAGGGUCUCAGCAGAGAGCAGAUUGAUGCGAUGCUCUCGGGAAAUUUGAGCUUCGACACCAAGAACGGCGAAGAAGAGGAUGGCGAAGGUGAUGCGCCAAAGGUGGCAGCCCCGGUGACUGGACCGCCGAAACUCACUUUCCCUAUCCCUGGAUCUAUGGAAGGUGUCAAGACUGGAUCUAAAAGCGUGUUGGAAGUGAAGCAUGUCUCCUUCCGCUAUUCGAAGGAUAAGGAGUACCUGCUGCAAGACUGCUGUGGAAAGCUGAGCUUGAGCUCUCGUGUGGCUAUUUGCGGCAGGAAUGGCUGUGGGAAGUCCACACUCAUGACGCUCUUGUGUAGUGAGCUCACACCAUCGGAGAAUAAAGAUGGAUCCCAUGGUGAGGUUUGGCGACAUCACAAUCUGCGCCUGGCAUACAUGAAGCAGGACCAUUUGAAGGCAUUGGGACCCUUCUUUGACACUUCUCCGUUCGUUUACAUCACGGAGCGCUUCAAGGAAGGCUAUGACGGAGACUUGCAGCGGCGCCUGAUUGAGCCUGAAGAUGAAGAGGAAGCUUCAAGACGGAAGGAGUUGGCCAAGCAACAUGGCAAGUAUGGCAACGAAGUGGCCGAGCUCAUUAGCCGAACGAAGGUUGGCAACCACCUGGCAUAUGAAGUGCGAUGGGCUGGCUUGGACGACCCAAAGCAGAACACCGUGGAACCCAUUUCAAAGCUCAAGGCCAUGGGUUUGGACAAGGUCAUCAUUGCCUGCGACGAGCGGAUCGCUGCGAAGGCGGCUGGCUUGGAUCAGCGGCCAUUGACGCGACGGGAAAUCGUCAGGCAUUGCGAAGCCUUUGGGAUUGAUGAGGAAAUGUGUUGCAAUCGACAAAUUCGUGGCUUUUCAGCUGGACAAAAGGUGAGAUUAUCUUUGGCCGCUAUCUUCUGGACCAAGCCGCAUUUCAUCGCGCUGGAUGAGCCCACCAAUUACCUGGACGUAGAGACGGUCGAUGCCCUUGGAAAGGCACUGACUACCUUCCGGGGAGGGAUCAUCAUGAUCGAACCCAAAAGCGACUUUGUGGAGCGCAUCUGCAAUGAACGCUGGCAGAUCGAGGAUGGAAAGAUGAAAGUUGAGAAGCUGAACAACGGAGUGAAGCGUCAGGCUUAA
Molecule: messenger RNA, 5784 nt
Organism: Cladocopium goreaui
Lineage: Eukaryota; Dinophyceae; Suessiales; Symbiodiniaceae
Source: the annotation of a GenBank genome assembly